UCACUGGACUCCUGCACAUGGAAGAUCAGGUUCCUCCAGCCUUGGUCCAAAAGUAGCCUUCCGACCUUCUUCUGGAACUUUAUGGAGGGUACCUUCAAAACCUACUUUGCGUGUUUCCAACAAACAGUCGGCAGUAUCUCUCGUGAUUUAAACACAAGCUAUCCUCUGGUUGUCCAGUCCUUGCUUUUCUGUGAAACUGGUGCCAGUGGGUUGACGAGGGCUUUCUACGACGUUGCCAUAAAUGGAGAAGCUAUGGUUACCUACAAAGCCGAUAACUCCACAUGGGUGGCCCUAAAGAAAGAUAAGGUAGCUGUUUAUAUUCAAGACUAUCUCAACAAAGACACAGCUGCUACGCUUCAUAGCCUGCUGAUGUUGUCGUGUGUUCAAGCACUUCAAAGCUUUCUUCAAGUGGGCAAAGCAACAGUGGACAGACAAGUGCUGCCGGACGGUGUGGUUUUUGCUCAAAAGUCCUCCAUCCCUGAUUCAUUGUUGCUGGUCUGCCGAGUCACUAACUUCCACCCACGGCAUAUUACUGUAUCCUGGCUGAAGGAUGGGAAAGAGCUUUCGGCCAACUCCACCGGCAUCUUACCUAACUAUGAUAUCACACACCAGAUCCGCGUUCUCUGGUUAUUAAUUCAAAGGACACUCAUAAUUAUGCUUGUAAAAUACAACACGGCACCCGGGGAAACAAAACUCUUACAAUCCCCUGGGGCAAAAGUUCAAACAAAACUAUAGUAGCCGCUGUAGUGGGAGCCCUUGUCUGUGUGGCAGUAAUUAUCCUAGCUGUGUUAUUUUUUCAAUGGAGGAAACGUCGAGAAUAUCAGGGCAUAGUCGAGAGCGCGCCAUUUUAAUGUCAAGCUGGAAGUCAAAUCCAUGCAGGGACAGAUUAAAGGCUGGAAGCGAAUGCCAUCUGAAGA
Candoia aspera is the source of this 917-nucleotide messenger RNA. RefSeq names its product antigen-presenting glycoprotein CD1d-like. The record is from RefSeq and is a predicted model, not a curated record. Gene Ontology annotation, molecular function: exogenous lipid antigen binding; lipopeptide binding; endogenous lipid antigen binding. Lineage: Eukaryota; Metazoa; Chordata; Lepidosauria; Squamata; Candoiidae. The transcript is spliced from 6 exons. Gene Ontology annotation, cellular component: external side of plasma membrane. Bases 82 to 735 code for a protein of 217 amino acids. Gene Ontology annotation, biological process: positive regulation of T cell mediated cytotoxicity; antigen processing and presentation, endogenous lipid antigen via MHC class Ib; antigen processing and presentation, exogenous lipid antigen via MHC class Ib.